Molecule: messenger RNA, 695 nt
Organism: Rubroshorea leprosula
Lineage: Eukaryota; Viridiplantae; Streptophyta; Magnoliopsida; Malvales; Dipterocarpaceae
Source: the annotation of a GenBank genome assembly
CAAGCCAACAAAGGAUGCAAGAGAGUUGUAUUUGAACCUAGAGAUUGGGUUUGGGUGCAUAUGCACAAGGAGCGAUUCCCUGCACAAAGGCAUUCUAAGUUGCAACCAAGAGGCGAUGGACCAUUUCAAGUGAUUGCGAGGAUUAAUGACAACGCAUACAAGUUGGAGCUUCUUGGUGAAUAUAAUGUUAGUGCUACUUUUAAUGUUUCUGAUCUUUCUCCUUUUGAUGUAGGUGACGAUUUGAGGAUAAAUCCUUUUGAGAAGAGAGGGAAUGAUGGGAAUCAAGACGACAGCAUAUCUACUACGUCAUGUGAUCCAUUACACACCCAAGGAGGUCCAGUCAUGUGAGCUAGAGCUAAGAAGAUGCGUGAAGCUUUAAAUGACCUUAUUGAGCAGAUCUAGGUUGAAAACAACAUACAACAAGCAAAUCGAAGCUUGGAUGAUUAUCAAGGCAUGGUAAACAUCAUUCAGGUUCAAGAGAAGCUUAGUUGAGGCCAUUUGCACGGAAUUACACAGUUUGUGUCAAAAUUGCACAAUUCUGCCGCAAUUUGUAGCAAACUGAUAUUUCAUGUUAUUUUAGGUUAUUUUUAGUGAUUUUGACGUUUUUUGUAUUAUUUUUGGGCUGAACAUUCACUUAUUUGAAGCCCAAUUCGUGGUUAUUAGGUUUAGAACUUAGGGUGUUAAUUUCCUAUUCU